AUGAACAGCGACGCAUCCGAUACGCCCGAUUACCUUCUGAAGAUCGUCAUCGUGGGCGAUUCUGGCGUUGGCAAAUCGAACAUCAUGUCUCGAUUUACCAACGACACGUUCGAGGAGAGCUCCAAGACUACGAUUGGUGUGGCAUUUGCCACAAAGAACAUGGCCGUCGAAACGUCGAAUGACAGCACUAAGGAUUGCAAGAAGCAAGUAAAGCUGCAAGUAUGGGACACAGCCGGGCAAGAACGAUAUCGUGCCCUCAGCAGCGCGUACUACCGCGGAGCCCAGGGUGCUUUGGUUGUGUACGAUAUCACGUCUCGGGAGUCAUUGGACUCCAUUCCCAAAUGGCUUGAGGAGAUCGACAAGUACUGCACUCAGGACGUUGUUGUCACGCUCGUAGGCAAUAAGCUCGAUUUGAGCGAAAACCGGUGUGUGAGCGUCGAAGAGGGAAAGAAGGUGGCGGCUAGAGAGAAUAUGUUCUUCAUCGAGACCUCGGCCAAGGACGCUACCAACAUCGAGAAGGCGUUCACCCACCUCAUCAAGGAGAUCAUCCAGAGCAACCUGUCUCAGGUAAACAAUGACGGGAAGAUCGCCGGCAAGGCUCCUUCCGAUACGGGCAUCACGUUGAAGCCGCCAGAGGAGCCGGAGAGCGACCCCAACGCUCCGCCUCAGUCGGGCUGCAGCUGCUGA
This is a messenger RNA of Acanthamoeba castellanii str. Neff, 687 nucleotides long. Its product is annotated as Rab GTPase, putative. The coding region runs from base 1 to 687 and encodes 228 amino acids. NCBI's taxonomy places the organism in Eukaryota, Discosea, Longamoebia, Acanthamoebidae. The record is from RefSeq and is a predicted model, not a curated record. Gene Ontology annotation, molecular function: GTP binding; GTPase activity. The transcript is spliced from 8 exons.